This is a messenger RNA of Spodoptera littoralis (African cotton leafworm), 726 nucleotides long. The record is from the annotation of a GenBank genome assembly. NCBI's taxonomy places the organism in Eukaryota, Metazoa, Arthropoda, Insecta, Lepidoptera, Noctuidae.
AUGGGCCAACCAGAAGUAUUAAUUAUGGCGAUAAGCAUCGUCGGGGCCAUGGGCUUUAUCCCCCAUGGGUCUAUUGGGGAAAAGGACCAUAUGCUGACGGAGGCUUUGCUACGUGAAGUGGUGGAGCGUAUGGGCAAGGAGUUCAACGACGCGGCCUCCAGCUACCUGGAGUAUCCUGCCAGUGAGCGCCACCUCGCACUCAUGGCCAGGGCUAACAAGGAGCUGGAGAACGAGCAGUUGGACUAUGAUUCUCUCAUCGACGGCAACCCUAACCCCAGCCUCCGUGACCAGGAAUAUCUGCAGCACAGCUCAUUGUGGGGGCAUCAGUACGUAACCGGCGGUGCUGGCGAAGGUGAACAGCGUCUCCAACCAUCCGGAGUAGUCCCCAACCGACAGAUGGUGAAGACAGACGCUGUGCUCCCGGCCUACUGCAACCCGCCUAACCCUUGCCCCGUUGGAUACACAGAGGAUCAAGGCUGCAUCAGUGAGUUCGAGAACACGGCAGCCUUCAGUCGGGAGUACCAGCUCGCGCAGCGCUGCAUGUGUGAUGGAGAACACAUGUUCAGCUGCCCUCCCGACUCCUCCUCCGACCUCGACCUUCGCUUCCCGGAGCACCACAAGAAUCUCGUCGCCAAGAAGUAUAAACCUGCAGUAGAAAAUCCUUAUUUGACGGGCGAACGCUUACCGAUCGCAGCUAAAAAAGGUUUCGAUGUUAAUGUGUACUAA